Cutaneotrichosporon oleaginosum is the source of this 1362-nucleotide messenger RNA. RefSeq lists its product as uncharacterized. Lineage: Eukaryota; Fungi; Basidiomycota; Tremellomycetes; Trichosporonales; Trichosporonaceae. Gene Ontology annotation, molecular function: oxidoreductase activity, acting on paired donors, with incorporation or reduction of molecular oxygen; monooxygenase activity. The record is from RefSeq and is a predicted model, not a curated record.
AUGUGCUGCGUAGGCCACCAGGCUCCGGGCAUGUGGACUCACCCAUCGGACAGGGCGCGCACGUACAAGGACCUUGAGUACUGGACCAACCUCGCGCAGCUGCUGGAGCGUGGCGGCUUUGACGCCCUCUUUCUCGCCGAUGUAGUCGGCAUCUACGACGUGUACCGUGGCAGCCGUGAUGCCGCCGUCCGCUCCGCCUCGCAAGUACCUGUGAACGAUCCGGUCGGCCCCAUCAGCGCCAUGGCGGCCGUGACCAAACGCCUCGGCUUUGGUGUAACAGUCAGCCUUACCUACGAGCUGCCUUACGCAUUUGCACGUCGCAUGAGCACUCUAGACCACCUCACCAAGGGUCGUGUGGCGUGGAAUGUAGUGACCUCCUACCUUAAGAGCGCUGCCACGAACCUUGGCCUUGACACGCAGGUACCGCAUGACGAGAGGUACAAUAUCGCCGAGGAGUUCAUGGAGGUGUGCUACAAGCUGUGGGAAAACUCAUGGGAGGACGGCGCCGUGCUCCCGCCCGCCGAAGCAGCCGAAAAGGGCUUGUACGCCGACCCUGACAAGGUGCACGACAUCGAGCAUGAGGGCAAGUACUUCCGCGUGCCGGGCGCGCACUUGUGCGAACCGAGCCCACAGCGUACGCCUUACCUGUUCCAAGCCGGUGCUAGUUCUAAGGGACAGGCAUUUGCUGCGAAGCAUGCGGAGAGUGUGUUCAUCGCCGGCCCUACUGUCCCGCAUCUGAAAAAAAUCAGCAGCGGUAUCCGCGCGAGUGCGCGCGAGCAGGGCCGCGACCCUGCCAACGUAAAGAUCUUUGCGCUCGUGACGAUCAUCACUGGACCCACAGAAGAGGCCGCGCAGGCCAAGUAUGACGAGUACCGGCAGUACGCGAGCAUUGAGGGCGCCCUCGCCCUGUAUGGCGGGUGGGCAGGCGUGGACCUAUCGACCAUCGAUGUCGACCAGCCCCUCGAGUACGUGGAGAACGACGCAAUCCGCUCCGUCAACCAAAUGUGGAGCAAGCAAGGCACGGGCGAUGAGGUGUGGACGCCGCGCAAGAUCGCGGAGAAAAUCGCUAUUGGCGGACUGGGUCCGUUGCUAGUUGGAAGCGCGACGAGUAUAGCCAACCAACUCGAGCAGUGGAUCGAUGAGGCAGACAUCGACGGCUUCAACCUCGCAUACGCUGUCACACCCAACACAUUCGAGGACAUCAUCGAGUACGUAGUCCCCGAACUUCGACGCCGCGGGCGGCUGCCCGAGCAGGAGCCUGACGCGCCACGCAAGACUCUCCGCGAGUCGAUGGGCGGGCCAAAUGCGACGGCUCAUGUUUCGCCGGACCACCCCGCUUACAAGCACAAGAGGAGCCAGUAG